Molecule: messenger RNA, 1377 nt
Organism: Danaus chrysippus (African queen)
Lineage: Eukaryota; Metazoa; Arthropoda; Insecta; Lepidoptera; Nymphalidae
Source: the annotation of a GenBank genome assembly
AUGACGUUUUUAGAAGAUACACUCAUCGUGUUAAUAUCACAAGCCAUAUUCUUCAUAGGCGGCUGGAUAUUCUUUGUGAAACAACUUUUUCGUGAUUAUGAAGUGCAUCAUCUACUUGUACAGUUAAUAUUUUCAGUUACGUUUGCCCUGAGUUGUACAAUGUUUGAACUUAUUAUAUUUGAAAUCAUCGGCUAUUUGGAUUCCAGUUCAAGAUAUUUUCACUGGAACCUCGGUCUUUAUUCCCUUCUGUUCAUGGUAAUAGCCCUCAUACCUUUCUACAUUGCAUAUUUCUGCAUCAGUAAUGUAAGAUUUGUCUCCAAAAAUAUAAUAAGGCCACUCACUAUAAUGGUUUGGUUUAUAUAUUUGUAUUUCUUCUGGAAAAUAGGAGAUCCAUUUCCAAUAUUAAGUCCAAAACAAGGUAUAUUUUCCAUUGAGCAAGGUGUAUCGCGUAUCGGAGUGAUUGGCGUUACUGUAAUGGCCCUUUUAUCUGGUUUCGGUGCCGUGAACUAUCCUUAUACAUCAAUGGCAAUAUUUAUAAGACCAGUAACACAAUCAGAUGUGCUAUCAAUAGAGAAAAAAUUGCUACAAACUAUGGACAUGGUUUUGGUUAAGAAGAAACGAAUAGCUUUAGCAGAGUCUAAUAGUAGCCGGAACUAUAUGAAUCAAUCGGUUGAAAACAGAGGAUUUUGGUCAAAUAUUUUAUCAAGUGUCGGAAAUAUCGCUAAUCCUUUAAGCCAUAAUGCUGAAAAUAUAACUCAACUUCGUCAAGAGAUCUCAGCACUUGAAGAACUAAGUCGACAAUUAUUCUUAGAGGCUCAUGAUGCUCGUAGUAUGAGAGAGAAAAUAGAAUGGUCUAGAACAUUCCAGGGAAGAUACUUCAAUUUCCUUGGUUAUUUCUUCUCUCUGUAUUGCGUAUGGAAGAUAUUUAUUUCGACCAUAAAUAUAGUGUUUGAUCGUGUUGGUAAAAAAGACCCAGUGACUCGCGGCUUGGAACUUGUGGUGCAUUGGUUGGGAUUGAAUAUUGAUGUUUCGUUUUGGUCACAACACGUAUCAUUCAUAUUAGUUGGAUGUAUCGUCCUUACUAGCAUACGAGGGUUACUACUUACUUUGACUAAGUUUUUCUACAAAAUAUCGUCGUCGAAAUCGUCAAACAUAAUAGUAUUAAUACUGGCUCAGAUUAUGGGCAUGUAUUUCUGUUCAUCCGUACUAUUAAUGCGUAUGAACAUGCCGCCGGAGUAUCGAAUCAUUAUAACACAAGUUCUGGGAGAUCUUCAAUUCAAUUUCUAUCACCGCUGGUUCGACGUCAUAUUCUUAGUUAGCGCUCUAACAAGCAUUUUUACUUUGUACUUGGCUCAUAAGCAACCAUCUGUCAAUUAA